Messenger RNA from Arabidopsis thaliana (thale cress), 1908 nucleotides. RefSeq names its product Protein phosphatase 2C family protein. The record is from RefSeq and is marked reviewed. The coding region runs from base 418 to 1575 and encodes 385 amino acids. NCBI's taxonomy places the organism in Eukaryota, Viridiplantae, Streptophyta, Magnoliopsida, Brassicales, Brassicaceae. Gene Ontology annotation, cellular component: plasma membrane. Gene Ontology annotation, molecular function: protein serine/threonine phosphatase activity; cation binding. The transcript is spliced from 4 exons.
UCCUUUCUUUGAUGGUCAAAUAUAGAAGAAGAGUUAUUUGAGAGAGAGAGAGAGAGGCUCUGGAAAUCUUGUGAUCCAUAAAUUGUCUCUCUUCUUUUCCUCUGUUCUCAUAUACAAGGAAAAGGGCUUCCUCUGUUCUGUUCCUAAUAAAUAUCUGAAAUCAAAAACAGAGAGAGUCUUUUCUUUUUUUCUUUCACUCUAUCUCUCUCCACACAUGUUACUUACAACUUAAUAGUUUCUCUAUAUCUCCUUGAGAUCUCCAUCCAGCUGUUGCUUUUUUUACUAAACAAAACUCCUCUUUGUGUGAGUGAAUGAAUGGAAGUUUCCGACUCUCUCUUCUUUUGUUUUUUCAACAUACUUCAUUCAUUCAUUUUAGCAUAACAAUCGGUGGUUGGGGAUGAUAUGAGAUGAGGCCCGAUGUUAUCCCUUUUCUUCAACUUUUUGACCUCUUGUCUCUGGCCCUCUUCUUCCACCACUUCCCACACUUAUUCUGAUUCCAAAGGCAAACAAGACGGCCUUCUCUGGUACAAAGACUCUGCUCACCACCUUUUUGGUGAUUUCUCCAUGGCCGUUGUCCAGGCCAACAACCUCCUCGAGGAUCAGAGCCAGGUCGAAUCCGGUCCUUUGACCACCCUCUCUUCUUCUGGUCCCUAUGGAACCUUUGUUGGCGUCUAUGACGGCCACGGAGGCCCUGAGACCUCCCGUUUUGUCAACGAUCAUCUCUUUCACCAUCUCAAGAGAUUCGCAGCGGAGCAGGAUUCCAUGUCUGUGGAUGUGAUAAGAAAGGCCUAUGAGGCAACCGAAGAAGGGUUUCUAGGGGUGGUGGCCAAGCAGUGGGCAGUGAAGCCACAUAUAGCAGCGGUUGGCUCUUGUUGCCUGAUCGGUGUGGUCUGCGAUGGGAAGCUUUACGUAGCUAACGUUGGGGACUCCCGUGCGGUUUUGGGAAAGGUCAUCAAGGCCACAGGUGAGGUUAAUGCGCUUCAGCUCUCAGCUGAGCAUAACGUGAGCAUAGAGUCUGUGAGGCAGGAAAUGCACUCCUUACACCCUGAUGACUCCCAUAUUGUCGUCUUAAAACACAAUGUCUGGCGUGUUAAGGGCAUUAUUCAGGUAUCACGAUCCAUAGGAGACGUGUAUCUUAAGAAAUCGGAGUUCAACAAGGAACCUUUGUACACAAAGUACCGAUUGCGGGAGCCAAUGAAAAGACCUAUCUUGAGUUGGGAACCGUCGAUAACCGUGCAUGAUCUCCAACCAGACGAUCAGUUUCUGAUAUUUGCAUCAGACGGACUUUGGGAGCAGCUUAGCAACCAAGAGGCUGUUGAAAUCGUUCAGAACCACCCAAGAAACGGGAUAGCGAGGAGACUGGUGAAAGCUGCGCUGCAGGAGGCAGCAAAGAAAAGAGAGAUGAGAUAUUCUGAUCUCAACAAGAUUGAGAGAGGAGUCAGGAGGCAUUUCCAUGACGACAUCACUGUGGUCGUCCUCUUCCUGGACACCAAUCUGCUCAGCAGAGCCUCCUCUCUUAAAACCCCUUCUGUUUCUAUCCGUGGUGGUGGUAUCACUUUACCUAAGAAACUUUAAAACCAGGCUCCAUCCAUCUUCUAGUUAUAUUUAUCCAACCAAAGAUAUGUGUUUUUUUUUUCUUUCUUUAUGUUUUUUUGUCUUUUUGGGUUCACUCUUCCUGGUAUAAGAAAUGUAUAAUUUAAAACUGAAGCUAUUGACAUGUUGGAUCUCAUGCCAAAUAUUUUUGUACUCGGACUAGUUCAUGUAAAAUGUAUUAUCUCUCUUCUUAGUUCUUAAGAGUAGAGCAUUGUUUUCGACGACAAGGAUAUGUAUGUAUAUAUGCUUUUUCAUUUGGGAUUUAGUCUAUGCAAAACCGAUCCCAAACUUUCUAAAAUUGGGAAGUGCAGCAUG